AUGAGGAACCUGACUUGGCCAUUCAUCUUUGCACGUAUUGUCUUGACUCACAGCACCCAUCAUUCACCCCCCACAGCCAUUACACGCAAUGGUACCGUCCACGGCGUACACCUCCCCUCCUUUCAGCAAGAUCUCUUUCUGGGGAUACCUUACGCUCAAGCCCCGCGAUUAGACAACCCUAAGCCUAUCAACACCACCUACAAUGAUGAGACUCCAUUUGACGCUUCUCGCUACGGAAACACAUGCUACGGCUUCGGCUCCAACGAGCUUCUGGGACUGACCCAAAGCGAAGACUGCUUGAAUCUGAACAUCAUCCGACCCUCCAGAGCGACAGUGGGCGCUCUCCCUGUCAUAUUCUGGAUAUACGGCGGAGGUCUGCAUCAGGGCUCUUCCGCAGACCCAAUGUGGAAUCUGUCGUAUAUUGUGCAACGAUCUGUGACGGAAGAACAGCCCAUUAUCGCCGUGAGUAUAAAUUACCGUCUUUCUUUUCUCGGUUUCCCAGGAGGACGUGAGGCUUUAAAUGCGGGGGUGACCAACCUGGGACUUAAAGACCAGCGAUUGGCCCUGGCUUGGAUCCAAGAGAAUAUCGUCGCAUUUGGUGGUGAUCCGGCCCGGGUGACAAUCUGGGGCGAGUCUGCAGGUGGAGUAAGUGUUGUGCAGCAGCUAAUUGCCUAUGGAGGCCAUGGUGGCACUGGUUUGUUCAGUGGUGCCAUUGCAGUUAGUGGUUUUGCUACAGGGGCUGCAUUACCAGAGAUAGAGAAGAUGCAGGCUGGUUUUGACAAGCUGGUGGUAGGGGCUAACUGCACGAUGGCAGAGGAUAAGCUUGACUGUCUUCGCGGGACCUCGUUGUAUAAUUUGUAUCCUAUUGAAGGGAGCACGGAAGGGGGAUGGGGUCCAGUGAUAGAUGGUGAUUUUCUACGAAGGCCUCCUGCUUGGGAGAUUCAUGAUGGGAACUGUGCUCGUGUGCCUCUCCUUUUGGGCAGUAAUUCGGACGAGGGUCUGAUCAAAUUAACGGCGUCGGAAUAUUUCCCCAACUGGACGAAUGAGACUACAACCUUACUGAAGACCAACUUCCCACUCCUACAACAUUCGGUCAUCGAGCAGCUAUUGGAUUUUUAUCCAGAAGACGGACAAGGAGAAGCACCACCGUACUCCCUCCCGCCGGACUUCGCCUGGUGCAAGGCUCUACACGCCGUCAAUCUCCCCUGUGGCUCUCAAUACCGCCGUGCCGCGGCCCUGCUGGGCGAUUACGUCUCGCACGCACCCAGACGGUAUAUGGCCAGGCUGUGGUCGCGACUCGGUCUGCCGACGUACAGCUUCCACUUCAAAGCAGCUGUGACAGGGGUCCCGAUCCAGUAUUUCUACGGCCUGGGGCCUGGCUUUUCAAACCAUGGGGCCGAGUUAGCGUACGAGAUGGGAUUGCCGGGGGUUUCACCACGCCAAUUCGGUUUUAUCCGCCGGUAA
This is a messenger RNA of Penicillium atrosanguineum, 1464 nucleotides long. RefSeq lists its product as uncharacterized. The coding region runs from base 1 to 1464 and encodes 487 amino acids. The record is from RefSeq and is a predicted model, not a curated record. The transcript has a single exon. Lineage: Eukaryota; Fungi; Ascomycota; Eurotiomycetes; Eurotiales; Aspergillaceae.